Molecule: messenger RNA, 456 nt
Organism: Ilex paraguariensis (yerba mate)
Lineage: Eukaryota; Viridiplantae; Streptophyta; Magnoliopsida; Aquifoliales; Aquifoliaceae
Source: the annotation of a GenBank genome assembly
AUGGGGCUAUUGAGGAGGAUGGCGGGUUUUUUAGGGUUUGUGAAGGACGAAGCCCACGAAGUAAACGACGAAGACGAUGAAAGACGCGACGCCGAUGUGAAUCAUAUUCCAACCAAUCUUCCUCGCAAAGGCUUCAGUGUUCCUGUCCAAGUCGUCGCCGAGAGAGCUCCGAUUGGCCCAGUUCUCGUCCCUUGCAGUGCCGGCGAUGGUAGUGUUCAGGGUUUGAGAUGGUAUGCAAAGCGUCUGAGGAUAGAUGAAGAUGGAGAUGUUGCGGAUGAGUUCCUUGAUGAGGUCUUUCUCGAUACACCAUUGAAUAUGGAAGAGCAUCAUAGACCAUUGCCAAGGUUUGAAGUGAAGUACAGCACUAGGCCGGCCAAAGUGAUGAACCAGGCAUUAUCUGUUGAUGGUAAAAUCCAACUGUGUGUCGAAUACCAAGACAGAUUGCAGUGGGUGUGA